UCCCGUCUCCUCUGCUCUCGAAAGUUCUUCGCACAUCUUCACUGCUCCGAAAAAUCGGGCAUCCAAGAUGAAGUCUCGCACCCCGACUCGGCUUGGUGUUGAGUUCCGCGCUUCCAGAUGGGAAGGCAGUGCUCCGCGGGACGUGUGGCAAAGCGUUCGGGCCCUUCGAGAGGAGAGCAGGGACGAACCGGACUGUCGAGAUAAGUUAUUGAAUCGCGCAACAUGCAUGGGUGACUAGUUAUAUCCGUCCAAGAUACAGCUGCCAGGCCUUCUUGAGCCAAUCAUUC
Messenger RNA from Phanerochaete carnosa HHB-10118-sp, 287 nucleotides. RefSeq lists its product as uncharacterized. The record is from RefSeq and is a predicted model, not a curated record. The transcript has a single exon. NCBI's taxonomy places the organism in Eukaryota, Fungi, Basidiomycota, Agaricomycetes, Polyporales, Phanerochaetaceae. The coding region runs from base 68 to 238 and encodes 56 amino acids.